This is a messenger RNA of Galeopterus variegatus (Sunda flying lemur), 892 nucleotides long. RefSeq names its product tumor necrosis factor receptor superfamily member 23-like. The transcript is spliced from 6 exons. The record is from RefSeq and is a predicted model, not a curated record. Gene Ontology annotation, cellular component: cell surface; plasma membrane. Gene Ontology annotation, molecular function: protein binding. Gene Ontology annotation, biological process: positive regulation of apoptotic process; TRAIL-activated apoptotic signaling pathway. NCBI's taxonomy places the organism in Eukaryota, Metazoa, Chordata, Mammalia, Dermoptera, Cynocephalidae. The coding region runs from base 1 to 660 and encodes 219 amino acids.
AUGAGCCAGCUGAGGACCUGGGAGUGCUGCUGCACCCCAGGCCGCUCCAGGGAGCCGCUGAGCUGGGUGGCUGCCCCAGUCCCACGGGUUUUCCAGCAGCGCCAGUGGUUGCCUGACCCUGAGUCAUGUGGACACGGCCAGUACUGGUCUGCCGGCUGGUGCUGCAACUUCUGUCCUGCCGGUGAGUAUGUCGAAAAACACUGUGUGAGCCCCAGCACCCAGGGAAAGUGCAAGGAAUGUGACCAAGGGACCUUCACGGCCUUCCCCAACGGCCUGGACUCCUGCUUUCUAUGCUCCACCUGCCUCGAGAAUGAAGAAAUGGUGGCGGACUGCUCUCCAACCAGCGACCGGGUGUGCCAGUGCCGAACGGGCCACUUCUACCAGGACCUGGAGUCCUCUGAACUCUGCAUCCCGUGUAGCAAGUGUACCCAAGGGAGCAUCGUCCUCCAAGAAUGCAACUCCACUGCAGACACAAUAUGCAGCGUGACUGACCCAAGUAGCAGAGAAUGGCUGUAUUGGCUUUUCCUCCUUCCACUUGUCGCGGCUCCUUUUCUCAUUGUCUACUACUGCUGUAUAAGAGAACGACAGGUCUGGCGUGUGGGCGUCCCUCUAAUGGAUGAAGUACAGGUGCGGGGACCAGAGGACGGGGCGUUGGGGUGAGGCUGGCCCUGUCCCCGCCAGCGCGAGAGCUGCAUCAGCUCUCGGGAGUUUGUUUCAAUGGGGGUCCCGUCCACAAGGGGACUGUGGGCUCAGCCUUCCUCGCCUUUCUCAGCGAUGAGGGUCUUUGUUUUCUUAGGCUCUUUAGGAGAGUCUCUGUUUCUCCAGGGAGACCGCACCCUCUGCGCUGUCCUGGGACACACACCCUGUGCUCACGGUUGAGCCAUAAACAGGC